ACAAUAAAAAACUAAUUCUCUUUCAUCCACAGCCCCUCCUCUCCUUUCAUCUUCUCCUCCGCUAGUGGGCAUUAAUGGAGCUUACCAAAGCCCUUGAAAAACUUAUCAAAAAAUCAUGAAGUGAUGAGUGGGAGGGAAAGGGGUGGUGCACUCUAGGGCGAAGCAGCGGUGCUCGUGGAGAGGAGGCAGCACCUCUACUCCUUGGAGUUAGCAGCCACAAAAUCACAACAAUGCCCACUGCUCUAAUGACUAUUGCAUCAGGGCAAGGUGUUAAAACAAUUGUCAAGAAAAUGGAGAAUGUGAUUGAACAAGAUGUAGAAUAUUAUUCUGCUCAGAAGUGUGACUCCCAACUGAAUGAAGAUAUCUGUCCAGCUUCCUUUUCUGAAGAUGCUGCUGUAUUUCAGCACGGUUCCAACCUGCUCUCGCCAAAACAAAAACUUGUUCAUAAUGAAGCUGCAGAUCAGGCUCUUCUUUCUAAUUCGUCUGCUAGCUCUUGCUGUAGCUCCUCUGAUAUAUCUGCCAAGGAAGGUUUUGAUUGUUCAACAUUAUCACCAGAGUUUGAUUCUGAAUCUUACAGCUCAUCUCCUGAUGGAUGCCAAAAAUCAGCCUUAAGUGGGGUGCAAAUGUCCUUGCAAGAAAACUAUUUGAAGAUGGGGACCAAACUGCCAGGUAAGAACAAAAAUUAUGGUAUCAACCAAAGAGAAGACAGGGAGUAUGAAAUGGUGCUGAAUAGUAUUAUGGAUGAGGAACAUAAGCCCAGUGUUUCUGACAAAAAACUCCAGUUCUCAGAAGAAGAUAUACAGGGAUUGAGAUAUGAACUUGAGAGAAAUGAAGCAGUUUCCAAGCUUAUAGUUUUCCUGAAAGUGCAGCUUGAUUCAGCUAGAAGUGAGGUCACGAUGCAAAAGGAUGAUCAUGAAAUGGGCAAAAUAACUGUCCAGGAACUGCAAAAGCAAGUAGCUCUGCUAGAAAGUCAGUUAUUAAACUCCGAUUACAAGAUUGAGACAUGGGAAAGUGAGUUAGAAAUUACGAGAGAAAAGCUUGAGGCGUCAGAAGAAGAAGUUGCAAAGUUAAAGCAUGAUUGUUCAAAAGUGAUCACCGAGAACACUUGCUAUUUAGCUGAUCAGCUUGAAUUAACUCAGGAAGAGUUAAUCUUGCUAAAGGGCAAACUUGAUUCUGAGGAAAGACAUGCCUUGGAACUACAGAAGAGCAUUAUGAGGUACAAAGCUGACAUAUCAGAUCGCGACCAAGAGAUCAGGAGAAUCAAUGCUGUACUAGAGGAGGCACAACAAAACUUCUGCAUGCAAAAAGAACAGUUCCAGUCUCAAAUGACUAGUUUGUCUGGAGAGCAGACCGUGCUAGAGGCAAGGAUUGAACAGUUGGAGAUGCAAAACAGAUCAUUAGAACGUAAGGUGAGUCAAUGUGAAGCUCAGAAGAUUGAAAUGAAAACUUUGCAUGAGGUACAAGAAAUCAAAUGGAAGGCUGAAAGUGAAUGCUUGAAAAUGGAAAUAAAUAAGAAAGGUGAAGAAGUCCAAGCUUUGAAUAAAGACCUUGACAAGCUUAAACUGGACUAUGACACACUAGUGGCAGAGAAAGACGAGGUUCACGCUAAGGUACAGACACUUGGCGCAGAAGUGAUGUCCCGGGAUGUCCAAAUCCAAGAAUUGGAGGAUCAUGUGAAGCAGCUGAUUGAAGGAUCUGAAAGUGCUCAGAAAUCAAUAGAAGAACUAAGACUAAGAGCGGUGGAGUUGCAGAAUGAAGUGGAGAGACAAACAUUGGUAAUCUCAGAUAGAGCUGAGGAGAAAAGGGAGGCUAUACGGCAACUUUGUUUCUCACUGGAGCAUUACAGAAAUGGAUAUCAGGAACUCCUCCAGGAUUACGUGCAGCGUAGAAGGCCAGCAAUUAUAGCUGCCUAGUUCACUUAGUAUCUUCAUUAUUUUGUUUCCUAAAAGCCUACCUAUAUGCUUAAGAAGUUUGGAUUCUUUAAAUUUCAUUGUUACUUUUGUGGUAUUGUGUUGUAUUUAUUAUCUGGGAUGCUUUUGCAUCGAUGCUUAUACCAAAUGUGGAUGCUUCUAAAUGUAUCUCUAUUUGAAUAUUCAGGUAGUACUCAAUACCAGGUGAUACAUAGUCAUGUAAGCAAUGUGAAGUUCCAAAAUGCACAACACACUACUUACUGUUGAA
Lycium barbarum (goji berry) is the source of this 2178-nucleotide messenger RNA. Its product is annotated as protein NETWORKED 4B. The transcript is spliced from 3 exons. The record is from RefSeq and is a predicted model, not a curated record. NCBI's taxonomy places the organism in Eukaryota, Viridiplantae, Streptophyta, Magnoliopsida, Solanales, Solanaceae. Bases 231 to 1913 code for a protein of 560 amino acids.